AGACUUCUACAGAAAAUCAUGGGCAACACUAAGAUCUUAUUGAUGCUGCUGACCCAUUCUUUCCUCUCAGAUGAGGGAGAAUCCACACCAGAAACUAAACUACUCUCAUUGCACCAGACCUGUGAUUUCACUGAUGUACUUACAAGGAUGAGCGCUGAACUGGCUGAACAGAAAGUGAAGAUGGAGCAGCUGCGGGAGGAAAACCAGGCUCAAGUGGCUGAACUGAAUGCCCUGAAGGCCAGGUCCACCGUCACUGAAAGCAAAGUGGAGGCUCUGACUCAAGAAAGGACAGUCAAGCAUGUGGCCUUUUCUACUGCGUUAAUUGAUUCAGGUGAAAAGACUCUUGGACCUUUCAAUGCAGAAACUACUAUUGUCUAUAAGCAUGUGGCCUCAAACAUUGGAAAUUACUACAGUACUGAGACAGGUAUGUUCACUGCCCCGGUCAGAGGAGUGUACCACUUUGAGAUUUUUGCACUUUCAAUGGGAGACAUCCCUGUAGAUGCAUAUUUGAGGAAGAAUGGGCAGGGUGUUUUUAUGGCACAUGAGUCCCAACCAUCUGGGCAUGGCACUGGGGGCAACGCAGUCACACUGCUUCUGGAGGCUGGAGAUGUGGUAUACGUCACUUUGCCUCCUAACCGCAGACUUUUCGACAACAAGAAUCACCACAACACUUUCAGUGGUCACCUGCUGUUCACAAUGGAAAACUCAAACUAAGUCUUUAUAGUUAAGACAUGCAAAUCAAUGAAAACCGAUAUACAAUACUAAUUUAAUUUGCUAUAUCUAGAUCAGACCAGUCCCUACAUGAGACUAUCCCAACAGUUGUUUGGGAUAAGCUGCGAUAAAACCAUUGUAAACCGUGGACCACAACUACCUGUCUGUGUCUGGAUUUGUUUUUAACCUUGCUCACUGAACCCCAAGCCGCUCACGGUCAACCUACACCACAACCAUCAUUAUUAUAUAUACUAAAUCAUUGAAAAUAACUUAAAUAAAAUAACCUAUCAUAAAAUAAAUUACAUUACAGACUUGUAUCUUGUAUCUUUAUUUUUUCUCCAACCAGUAAUAUGGUUUGGUUACUUCAGUGUCCCAGCAUUAUACAGAGCCCAGGUAAAUGGAGAAGGAAUCUGGCAUAAAUAAAAUACACAAAAAACAUAUUCAAAUGAACUUCGAGAUCCAAGGCUUCUGUAAUGUUAUUAAACUCUUUCUGUGCUCAAAACACUUGUACACAGGUUCAGUGUUACAUCUGUCAAUCUACUGCUCCACUUGUCUACUAGUAACAAGUACAAUGCAACAUCAUGUUUAAGAGCUGUUCAAACACACUCUCUUGUUGAUGUGGAGCACCAUUAAACAUUUAGAUCAAUGUUGCAGAACAAGGUGAAGCAAUUUCAAAUGACUGGUUAAAUCUCAAGGAUCAUUAAAAUUACAUAAACCUUAAAAAAAAAAAAAAAAAAUUCUGAAAUUAAUUCUUGGUUCCCUUAUCUUACUCUUUGAGGCAAUAUAUUUUGAGUGACUUAUGCAUGCUUUAGCAAUCCUGUACUGUCCUGCAUUUAAAUCAACAAUUCUCAGAAAAAGAAGUAUAGAAGUAAAGAAAAAAGAAGUAUAGAAGUUUCAUCAACAAAAAUGUAUUUUCAGUUUCAGUCUACACUAGUUUUGGCCAUAAAAGCUUAGAGCAGAUGUUGUAAAGUAGACUUGGCAUAGCCCACACAAAUUCAAGGAGCUAUUUUCUAACUUUGAUUGGCAGCUGAGUUCCUAAAGAUGGUCCUCUGUCAGAUUUCAUUAUAAAUUAGUGCAUUUUAAAGCGCUGAGUGACUAUUUGUGGCGGUACUUAAGUGGGAGAGAUAUCCCUUUAGCACUACUUUAUACAUCCGCCAAUCCGCUUAAUCUAGGUUUAAACCAUCAAUCCUUACUUUGUACAAGAACCCCCACUCUGUG
This is a messenger RNA of Boleophthalmus pectinirostris (great blue-spotted mudskipper), 1929 nucleotides long. RefSeq names its product complement C1q-like protein 3. Gene Ontology annotation, molecular function: protein binding. The coding region runs from base 19 to 714 and encodes 231 amino acids. The transcript has 4 exons. The record is from RefSeq and is a predicted model, not a curated record. NCBI's taxonomy places the organism in Eukaryota, Metazoa, Chordata, Actinopteri, Gobiiformes, Gobiidae.